ACAUCAAAAGAUUCAGAAAAACUGGAGACAUCUCUGUGUGUAAGGGACAAGGCCGAAGACCUUUGUUGGACGCCCGUGGUCUUCGGGCCCUCAGACGACACUGCAUCACUCAUCGGCAUGAUUCUGUCAUUGACAUUACUAAAUGGGCCCAGGAAUACUUCCAGAAACCUCUGUCGGUAAACACAAUACUCUGUGCCAUGUGCAGAUGCCAAAUAAAGCUCUAUCAUGCAAAAAGGGAGCCAUAUGUGAACAUGGUCCAGAAGCGCUGUCGUGUCCUGUGGGCCAAGGCUCAUUUAAAAUGGACUGUUUCAAAGUGGAAAAGUGUUCUAUGGUCAGACGAGUCCAAAUUUGACAUUCUUGUUGGAAAUCACGGACGCCAUGUACUCCAGACUAAAGAGGAGGGAGACCUUCCAGCGUGUUUUCAGCAUUCAGUUCAAAAUCCAGCAUCUCUGAUGGUAUGGGGGUGCAUAAGUGCAUACAGUAUGGGCAGCUUGCAUGUUUUGGAAGGCACUAUGAAUGCUGAAAGGUAUAUAAAGGUUUUAGAGCAACAUAUGCUCCCCUCGAGACGACGUCUAUUUCAGGGAAGGCCUUGUGUAUUUCAGCAGGACAAUGCAAAACCACAUACUGCAGCUAUUACAACAGCAUGGCUUCGUAGUAGAAGAGUCCAGGUGCUGAAUUGGCCUGCCUGCAGUCCAGAUCUUUCACGUAUAGAGAACAUUUGGUGCAUCAUUAAACGAAAAAUACGUCAAAGACGACCACAAACUCUUCAGCAGCUGAAAACCUAUAUCAGGCAAGAAUGGGACCAAAUUCCAACACCAAAACUCCAGAAACUCCUAACCUCGAUGCCCAGACGUCUUCAAACUGUUUUGAAAAGAAGAGGAGAUGCUACACCAUGGUAUGUUUUUACUGGUAUAUAUACCUUUGAAGCAACAAUCAAAGUUUUGUCUCGAGGCUUCUGCAUCGGACCUUUCACAUUCCUCCGUGAUCCAUGGAACUGGCUUGAUUUCAUGGUGAUCAGCAUGGCGUACAUCACAGAGUUUGUAGACCUUGGUAAUGUGUCGGCACUGAGGACAUUUCGUGUGCUUCGAGCUCUCAAAACAAUCACAGUUAUUCCUGGUUUGAAAACCAUCGUCGGGGCUUUGAUUCAGUCUGUCAAGAAGAUGGUAAAUGUUAUGAUUUUGACUCUUUUUGCACUGGCUGUAUUUGCCCUCAUUGGCCUGCAGCUGUUCAUGGGAAAUCUACGCCACAAGUGCAUCCGUUGGCCCAUUCUCAACAGCACCAUCUUUGAUGACUACAACUACACCAUGGUCAAUGACACCACCCUCAACGUCACAGAUACUUUUGAUUUCAAAGCGUACAUAGACAAUGAAGAAAACCAAUACUUUGUGGAAGGAAGUUUAGAUGCUUUGAUAUGUGGUAACAGCUCUGAUGCUGGGAGGUGCCCAGAAGGUUACACAUGUAUGAAGGCUGGACGAAACCCGAACUAUGGCUACACCAGCUAUGACAACUUUGGCUGGGCGUUUCUCGCCCUCUUCAGACUCAUGACUCAGGACUAUUGGGAGAAUCUCUUUCAGUUGACCCUUCGUGCCGCUGGGAAGACCUACAUGAUCUUUUUUGUGGUGGUCAUAUUCCUGGGCUCUUUCUACCUCAUCAACCUGAUUUUGGCUGUGGUUGCUAUGGCAUACGAUGAGCAGAACGAAGCCACCUUGACUGAAGCUCGUGAGAAAGAAGAGAAGUUUCAAAGAUUACUUGAGCAACUCAGGAACCAAGAGCAAGAGGCAGGCAGUAAAGCAUCUUUGGCCAGCCAGAUGACACAAAGUCGAGGGUCAAACAGGACAGGUUCCCUGCACAGUCUUGGCGGUGAUGAUGUUAUAAAGGACUGUAACGGCCGAAUAGUGCCUCGCCUCGUUGUCAACAGAGCCUCUUUUAACAAAGAGUUAUCAGCUGAAGAAGACCACAAGUCCAUGAGCUCCAAACACAGCAUGCAGUACCUGGACCAGCCCAAACUCUCCAAGAGAACAGCUAGUGCUAUCAGUGUGCUCACUGCAACUAUGGAGGAUUUGGAAGAUGCUCAGAGGACUUGUCCCCCUGGCUGGUAUAAGUUCGCUGAUAUUUUCCUUAAAUGGGACUGCUGCACUUCCUGGAUCAUAUUUAAGAAUUGGGUUCAUUUUGUUGUGAUGGACCCAUUUGUGGAUUUAGGUAUCACCAUCUGCAUUGUGCUCAACACACUUUUCAUGGCCAUGGAGCACUACCCCAUGAGUCCGGAUUUCGAACAUGUUCUCUCAGUGGGAAACUUGGUAUUUACAGGAAUCUUCACAGCUGAAAUGGUGUUCAAGCUCAUUGCUAUGGACCCCUACUACUACUUCCAGGUGGGCUGGAACAUUUUUGACAGUAUCAUUGUCACACUCAGCCUGGUAGAGUUGGGACUGGCCAAUGUUCAAGGAUUGUCCGUUCUCAGGUCCUUCCGUUUGCUACGUGUCUUCAAACUGGCUAAAUCUUGGCCCACCCUUAACAUGUUGAUCAAGAUCAUCGGCAACUCAGUAGGUGCCCUGGGGAACCUAACGCUUGUCCUGGCCAUCAUCGUCUUCAUUUUUGCCGUGGUGGGCAUGCAGCUUUUUGGCAAGAGCUACAAGGACUGCGUUUGUAAGAUUUCUGAGGACUGUGAGCUGCCCCGAUGGCACAUGAACGACUUCUUCCACUCUUUCCUCAUUGUCUUUCGGAUCUUGUGUGGAGAGUGGAUCGAGACCAUGUGGGACUGCAUGGAGGUGGCGGGAGCCAGCAUGUGCCUGAUAGUCUUCAUGAUGGUCAUGGUCAUUGGAAACCUUGUGGUACUGAACCUGUUCCUGGCUCUGCUGCUCAGCUCCUUCAGCGGGGAUAACCUGUCUGGGGGUGAUGAUGAUGGUGAGAUGAACAACCUUCAGAUCGCCAUUGGUCGCAUCACCAGGGGUAUAGAUUGGCUCAAAGCCUUCAUCGCCAGUAUGUUACGCCAGAUUCUAGGAAAGAAACCUCCUGACAAUAAUGAAGGAGGAGGGGGAGGAGACAUAGAACUGUGUGCUAUAAACCAUUUGGAUGAGGGGAAAAUGGCAGAUGGCUUGACCAACUGUUUGCCUCCAACACUGACUGUACCUAUUGCUCGUUUUGAGUCUGAUGUUGAAGAGGAUGAGGACUCCGAUGAAUCUUCUGAUGAGGAGGAUGGAAAGGCCACUCUUAAUGAUGACGACUCUUCAGUUUGUAGCACAGUGGACUACCGGCCUCCAGAACCUGAGCCUGAGCCUAAAGAGGAAGAAGAACCAGAGCCUGAAGAGCCAGAGCCCUGUUUCACAGAGGGUUGUGUUAAGCGAUUUACAUGUUUGAAUGUAGACAUUACAGAAGGAUGGGGGAAGAAGUGGUGGAACCUUCGAAGAACAUGCUUCACUAUCGUUGAGCAUGACUACUUUGAAACCUUCAUCAUCUUUAUGAUCCUCCUUAGUAGUGGAGCACUGGCUUUUGAGGAUAUCAACAUUGAGCGGCGCAGAGUGAUCAAGAUUAUCCUGGAGUAUGCUGAUAAAGUCUUUACAUACAUUUUCAUAGUGGAGAUGUUUCUAAAGUGGGUGGCAUAUGGUUUCAAGACUUACUUCACUAAUGCGUGGUGCUGGCUGGACUUCCUCAUUGUGGAUGUGUCACUAGUCAGUUUAACAGCCAAUUUAUUGGGAUAUUCUGAGCUGGGAGCAAUCAAAUCUCUCAGAACACUUAGGGCUCUUCGACCCCUUCGAGCCCUGUCAAGAUUUGAAGGAAUGAGGGUGGUAGUGAAUGCACUGGUUGGUGCCAUUCCCUCUAUUUUCAAUGUGCUGCUGGUGUGCCUGAUAUUCUGGCUCAUCUUCAGCAUUAUGGGAGUCAAUCUGUUUGCUGGAAAGUUCUACUACUGCAUCAACACCACCACAGAGGAACGCUUCCCCAUGGAUGUGGUCAACAACAAGAGUGACUGUAUGGCCCUGAUGCACACCAAUGAGGCGCACUGGGUCAACGUGAAGGUCAACUAUGACAAUGUGGGACUCGGCUACCUCUCUCUACUGCAAAUUGCCACAUUUAAAGGCUGGAUGGAUAUCAUGUAUGCUGCAGUGGAUUCUCGAGAGGUGGAUGAGCAGCCAUCAUAUGAGAUCAACCUUUACAUGUACCUAUAUUUUGUUAUUUUCAUCAUUUUUGGCUCCUUUUUCACUCUCAACCUCUUCAUUGGUGUCAUCAUUGACAACUUCAAUCAGCAGAAGUCCAAGUUUGGAGGGAAAGACAUUUUCAUGACGGAGGAGCAAAAAAAGUACUACAAUGCCAUGAAGAAGUUGGGUUCAAAAAAACCUGCAAAACCUAUCCCUAGGCCAUCGAACAAGAUCCAGGGUGUGGUGUUUGACUUCAUAACAAAACAGUUCUUUGACAUCUUUAUCAUGGUGCUAAUCUGCCUCAAUAUGGUGACCAUGAUGAUAGAGACAGAUGACCAGAGUGCUGAGAAAGAAGAUAUCCUGUACCAGAUCAAUUUGUUCUUCAUCGUCAUCUUCACAGGAGAAUGCAUACUUAAGAUGUUUGCGCUCAGACAUUACUUUUUCACUAUCGGCUGGAACGUCUUUGAUUUUGUUGUGGUCAUCCUUUCUGUAGCAGGUCUGAUGUUAUCAGACAUCAUUGAGAAGUACUUUGUGUCUCCCACCUUGUUCCGUGUCAUCCGGCUCGCCAGAAUCGGCCGUGUGCUACGUCUCAUCAAAGGAGCAAAAGGCAUUAGGACUCUUUUGUUUGCCUUGAUGAUGUCACUUCCUGCCCUCUUCAACAUCGGACUGCUUCUGUUCCUCAUUAUGUUCAUCUUCUCCAUCUUUGCCAUGUCUAACUUUGCCUAUGUAAAAAAGCAGGCAGGCAUCGACGAUAUCUUCAACUUUGAAACAUUUGGCGGCAGCAUCAUCUGCCUGUUUGAGAUCACAACCUCGGCAGGCUGGGAUGGGCUUCUGCUACCUAUUCUGAACAGCGGCCCUCCAGACUGUGACCCUGACAUAGAGAACCCUGGUACAGACGUUCGGGGUAACUGCGGGAAUCCUGGCAUGGGUAUCAUGUUUUUCUGCAGUUACAUCAUCAUGUCGUUCCUGGUGGUCGUGAAUAUGUACAUUGCUAUCAUUCUUGAGAACUUCAACGUUGCUCAAGAGGAGAGUGGAGACCCGCUCUGUGAGGAUGACUUUGAGAUGUUCGACGAGACAUGGGAAAAGUUUGACGUUGAUGGUACACAGUUCAUAGAGUACAGCCGCUUGUUUGACUUUGUCGAUGCCUUGCAGGAGCCUUUACGAAUUGCCAAACCCAACCGCCUCAAACUAAUCACCAUGGAUCUACCCAUUGUAACCGGCGACAAAAUCCACUGUCUGGAUAUUCUUUUGGCAGUUACCCGUGAGGUUCUUGGUGACACGAUUGAGAUGGCUGCCAUGGAGGAGAGCAUUGAAGCCAAGUUCACAAUGAACAAUCCCACAUCUGCCUCCUUCGAGCCAAUCACCACCACUCUCAGGAGGAAAGAGGAAGAGCGCGCAGCUAUUGCGGUUCAACGAACAUACCGUAGACAUCUCCUCAAACGUGCUAUCCGGUAUGCAUGCUUCAUGCAUCGGUCAAAGAGGAAAGUCAGGAGUCAAAACGAUGAAGAACCUCCUGAAACCGAAGGGUUAAUUGCAAGGAAAAUGGAUGCCCUGUAUGGCAGCAAUCCAGAACUUGCCAUGGCUCUUGAGCUGCAGGCUAGGCCGAUGCCACCUAAUGAACAGCCGCCCAAGCCCACCUCGGUCACGCAGCACAGAGUAUCAGUAACCUACCCUCGACCACAGGGACAACUCAUACUUCCAGUGGAGCUCACAAGUGAGGUGAUCCUCCGGUCUGCACCCACGACGCAUGACCUCUGCAGUUUAGAGAAUGCAACAAUAAAAGAGUCAAUAGUAUAACUGGUGGACAAUGCCUGUGGACUGAGAUAAUCCUUGUGAUGUAAAAUGGAGCAUCACCUGCACGCACUGAACAGCGUAUGCUCCAAAAACAAGACGGCUUAAAGGAUUACACAGGACUGCUACAGUGUGACAGCAUUGGAAUGCUAUUUCUUGGGAGUACUGUUUUUUUAUUAUUUAAACUUUUGUAAAGACCUGUUUCAUUUAGGAUUCAUUUUAUUUGAUCCCAAUUAGAAAUUUCCCAGUAUAUUUGUCAUAACUUAGCCAGGUUAUUUUGCCCUUAAACGUAAAUAUAUGUUUGCGGUUUUUUUUCCUGUUAUAGUGCCACAAAGUGGCUAAGUGCUGCAAUUUUUUCACAUGACCUCAGACUGAACCCAUACACAAAUGUGCCAAGUUUGGUGAAAAUAUCUCAUUCCAUUCAAGAGUUACAGCCAUUUAAGUGAAAGUGGCCACAGCCACUUUGAAAUUUUGCCGCCGUUGCAGUGAUGAAUUUUGAGUUCAGCCUUUUGGAAAUAAUUAAUAAUAUUUAGUAUCUUUGUGCACUUGUUUGGUUCCUUUCGGGUGAAAAAUCUGGGACUAGUUCGCAAAAGUGUGUUUUGCAAAAAAAGAAAACAUUUUCAUGGUGAAAAAGAAAUCACAAUUUUAAUGUAGCUGUUUCGUCCCCUGCAUGCUAGCACCCAGUAAUUCUACUAUAUGUGACUACGGAAUGUGGUGACAAUGGUACAUUUCUUUGGAUUGUUUAAAGCACAGUUUUUUUUCAACAAGCUCCCAUUUUACAGGUUCAUCAUAGUUUUUACCUUGUCCUAAAUCAUCUUUUUGAAUACUUGUUACAAGAUGUAUCAUUAUUUAUAUCUCCCGCACACUUAAUAAUUCAAUAAUGAUCAAAGAAUUCACUACAGUACUUGUUAAACACUUAUAAUUUUUAAAAACUACUGAAUUAUAAAAUCUGAUAUGUUACUUACAGUAUAAUGUUUAGCUGCACAGAUCUCAGAACUAUUAGGAACGAGAACUGCUGGUGCUGACCAUCAUUCUAACAUGUCUGUCCAGAGUCUGUUUAGUCUACUGAACUAUUUAUAUUCUCAGUUCAUGGAUUACCAGUUUACAGCAGAAUGGUGGAACGAGUAGACCAGAAACUGAUCCUUUUCAGUGGGGUGUACAGAGUCACUUUGAGCGGAAUGUGCCACUAUGAAAAACAUAUACAGUGCAGUUGUAGUCCCCAGUGACUAUACUAUACAAUACAUUUUUAACAAAUAUUCUGUAAUUGAUAUAACUUGAAGCAUUGAAAGCAUGUAGCAAUUCCUUUUAAUGCCCUGGUAGUCAAAACAGCUAGAUUUUCACUUGAGAUUAUUUAAAGGUGCUGUAUGUAGGAUUGACACCGAGUGGUUGAACUAGGUAUUGCAGUCCAAAUUCAAAAUAUUGGAGACGGUUAUUUUCACCCGGCCCCUCCUCCUCAGACUUGACGCACACGCAGGUUGCCAGAUUAACGACAUCAACAGGAACGAGCGCACAUGACGAUGAAUACAAUUAAAUACGCUGUGUUUUCCACGAACUGGCAACCCGCGGUGCCGAAAUACAAUUGGGUAAACUGUCAGUGGGCGGGUUUCACAAACCAUAACAAACACAGACAUUCUGGGCCGGAAUACACAUUUUCAAAGGAGAAUAACUGACUGUAGCAUUGUUUUUCAGAUAAACAAGCAUGUUAAGUUAGCAUGUUUCUUAAAUAUCUGCAAACGUAUUAUGGUAUUUUUAUGCUUUAGUAGAGUCAAAAUCCUACAUACAGCACCUUUAAAGGUGGGGUAAGUGAUUUCUGGUAGCCAAUGCUGAUAUUUGAAAUCACCAAAACAAACACGUCCCUACCCCAAAAGGGUCUCGCCCCUAUUUUGAUAGCUCCGCCCCACACAUACGUACGGCAACAAUUAGCUCUGUGAAACAAAGCAAAACCAAUGUUACGAAAAAAUGAAGAAACAAAGCAACCUCGGCACCCGAUCGCAGGCCUUACCACUCCUUGAGUUCUCUCCAGCGCUGAAAGCUGAUCCGAUAUUUACACGGGUCCUUCUUCUAGCCUUAUCGUAACACCGUGUCUACACCAGACGCGAGCGGCGUGGUGCAACAAAAUACUGUAGAACUCAUUAUAAUCAGUGAUGUUGCCUACACUGGAUGUAGCGCGCCGCAACACGACAAAUCCCCGACAGUAAACUGCUGCUGCGUUCAAUUUAUGACGUAUUGACAGUCCUUUCAUGUCCGGUGUAGACACGGUGUAAACCUUCUUUUGUUCCGCAGACGUUUUCCUCUUUUGUUUUUUUAUCUGCCAUCUCUAUCUUUCUGUCAUCGCUCGACUCAGCUAAUGUCCGUCUUGUGCACUGAUGAGCGCUCUCUCCUCGCAUCAUGAGUAGACACGCCCCUUACUGCUGAUUGGCUACGAGUUUGUUUUGGUACUGGCCCGACUCAGUUUUCUAAAAUGUUUUUGAAAAAAUGCAUACCCCUUUAACUAAUAUGCUGAAAAUCUACCAAGCCUGUAAAGUAAAUGUGGUUUUCAUGUUUUAUUCAGAAAUUAAGUAAACCUAGUUAGAAUAAUCCCAUCCAUUUAACUGUAUUUGACACACAGCCAGCACAGCGCUAAUAAGCUCGAUGUGAACUGAGCAUCAUAGUGUCCAUUAUAAUAAAUUGAUGAAUAAUUUGUGAAAAUUAGAGUACCCCUGAUAACUCUGUUGCAAAGUUGCAUCAGAUAAUUUUUCUUUGUCCAGGCAAAGGCAUUACCCUGCAACUGCUUUAUAACUGAUUCCCUUCUUUACAAAAAGAGCCUGAAGUGACCAGUAGAUGCCACACAUGAUUCUUACCUAAUUUAUAUCUAGCUGAAAUUUGUUACUGGAGAUAUGGUUGUGAUGUUUACACCUUCCUUUGAAUUCCUUUCAUUAAAUUUAAAAUUUAAAAUUUGCCAUUUUAAAACAUUAUCAAGUUAAUAAUCCCCAAAGUAUAUUCAGUGUUUUACUACCUGUGAGUCAUCAUAGCUAGAAGUUGUAUGUAUUAGAGACAUUUAAUGAUGGAGUUCCUCUGAAGUCUUAAUGUGACUGCAAAUGUCUUAUUUCUUAAAACUCAUAAAUGAAGCACUUUGAGAUAUUUAUAUUUACCUCUUGUAUAGUUUUUAGAUUUGGUCUCUUAUUACCAAAAAGCAUUAGUUUACUAUAUGUUAAAAUGAGAAUUACUUUUGUUGAGAGAAAAAAAACAAAACUUUUGGUUUUCAUAUUGAUAUUGUUAAUAUGCAAAUAAUUUUCUAUUGUUUACAUUUUUAUCAAGAAGAGAGACAUUGCAGUGCUAUAGGAUUUGCUCGCCUCAUUGCCUGUAUAUAUACUUUGCAGAUAGAAGCGUAUUUCUCAAAUGCUGUCUUUUCUUUGUAUCAUAACUUGACAACAUUUAAUUCAAUGUGCAUUUAAAAUGUUCAUAGAAUAAAUUUGAUAAGAUAAACGUGCGUCUCUUCAUGCUUUAAAGGUUUGAAUUGCAGUCUCAGAUUGCAGUUCUUCAGUAUCACGUCAUCUCAUAGCAGGAUUUAGUAGAGUUUACAGUCUUAGCAUGCUAUCGUGUGUUGUUUGUGGAUGUGUUUUCACAGAGGUGUUUAUCAAGACCAUUUUUUUCCAUUCGACUUGUGCUCCAUAUGACUUUUUCUGUGUGUCACAGUGGCCCCUGCCCAGAUAGCUGUACUUGUUUCACACCUUCUAUUUUUACCCCCAGCUUGAGAUGUCUUCACCUCAGGUAACCAGUCUUAAUAAGUUUGGAAUCCAGUGAUCUAUACAUUGGCAUUUGUGUUAUGGGGAUAAUUUAGCUUUCAUAAGCAUAUUCACUGAUGGGAGAAAGAAUAAUAUUGCUGACCGGUCUUGCUGUUCAGAAAUGUUUACUAGCACAAAAUCUUUUUUAAAACAUUACUAUUUGUAGAUAUUAUUUAGGUGAUAGUUGUUGUUCCCACAACUUUUGAGUAAAUCAGAAACUGAGACAGUAAAGUGUUUUGUGUGUGUGUGUGUGUGUGUGUGUGUGGUUAGCAGACUGUCAUCUGGCCAUCUC
Messenger RNA from Onychostoma macrolepis, 9977 nucleotides. It is a transcript of the gene scn4aa, whose product is annotated as sodium channel, voltage-gated, type IV, alpha, a. Gene Ontology annotation, molecular function: voltage-gated sodium channel activity; protein binding; calcium ion binding. NCBI's taxonomy places the organism in Eukaryota, Metazoa, Chordata, Actinopteri, Cypriniformes, Cyprinidae. The transcript is spliced from 23 exons. The coding region runs from base 198 to 5927 and encodes 1909 amino acids. The record is from RefSeq and is a predicted model, not a curated record. Gene Ontology annotation, biological process: neuronal action potential; membrane depolarization during action potential; sodium ion transmembrane transport. Gene Ontology annotation, cellular component: plasma membrane; voltage-gated sodium channel complex; axon.